UUUGAGCGACGAGGUCCUAAAAUGGCCACCGCACCGUAUUCGGCUCCCCUAUAAACGAGCAGCGCGUGUGAUUUGUGUGUGUGCCUCAGGCUGUCGCGUGUCCCCUGUAGUGAGAGAGCACGGGGCCGAGCUCAGCCUUCACUUCCGGGGGAGGAGACUAGAGCAGCUGCAGUAGCAGUGGAUGUACAAGCAGCGGGACUGGAGUUGAGGGUGGGGGUGAUUGUCAGCAGCCCUGUUGGAUUGUACUUUCCCCACAAGAGGAAUGCUAUUACAAGGACGCAGAGAUUGUUCGCUUUGUGAGUAAUAGGGCAUUGCUGAAUCUACUUAAGUUGGCAACUGCAUAUCCAGGAAAGAACUGACAUGUUUGGGUAAAGGAGGAUAAAGUUUUGGACUGUAUUACAAACAGAUUGCUUGCAAUUCUACUGUGAUCGUUCUUUUAUGCUAAGGCUCACACUUAAGGAAUGGCAAAAUCACGAUCAAGAUCUCCCAGUUGGAAACACAGGCAACCAACAUAUAGAAGUCCUGAAAACCAGAGGCAAAUGCACUUUCAGGAUCAGUUCAGUCAAGACAACGGUUUUAGAAGAAAUUCUAGGAGACCUGUACACUGGGAAGAAGGAAGAAACCGACAUAACAACACAAGGGCACCAAAUUUUAAUAGGUUUAAUGAUAAACCUUAUGAGCAGAAUUCCUUCUCUACAAAUGCAAGAAAAUCACCUGUGGACAAAUUUGAGCGAGAAAAAAGGAUAUACUCCCCAGAGAGGCACAGAGAUAACAAAUCUCCUAUCAAAAAAUUUGAUAGAGAAAAAAAGAUUUACUCUCCGGAUAGGCACAGGCAUAAUAAUAAAUCUCCUGUGGACAAAUUUGAGCGAGAAAAAAGGAUAUACUCCCCAGAGAGGCACAGGGAUAACAAUACAAGAUUUGCACCUACGAGGUAUCCAGGAGAAGCACCUUACAGAGACAAUGAUAACGGUUAUUAUCACAGAAAUCAAGAGCAUAAUAUGCAUGAUUCAAAUGAUUUUAGAGUAGGCAGAAGAGAGGAUGACUUUCAUGGACCGUAUCAUAGUGAAAACGAUUGGGAAUGGUCCAAUGAUCAAGGUCACUGGAACCAACAAAGUCAAAAUAAUGAGCCUAUGCCACCACCAAGGAGACACUCUCAGGAAUUUGGUGAAAGGAAUUCUUUUAAUAAAAGGUUUCCCGAGGAUCAAGAUUUCCUAGAGCAGGAACAACCUUUUAAAAGGCUUAGAGAGAAUGAGAGGUCUGACUUCAGAGAGCAACACAGAAAUUCCCACUGGAAAGCCGAUCAUACAUUUCAUCCUUAUGACAAGGACUGGCCAAAGGACAUGAACCUUGGUGAUCCCCGUCCUUUCGUUCACAGGACAAACACUGGAGAGUUCAAAAAAAUUGAAUAUGACUAUAGUCAUAGAUCCCCUAACUAUGCUGGCAAAGAACAAAACUCCCUUGAUGUCCGUGAUCACAAAUACAACCGGCACGAUGAGAGAAGCCAUAAUCGUACCAGAAAUUCUCAUCAUGAUAAACCACUGGACGAUCAUUUCAAAGACAGCGGCACCAAAAUGACUGAAAGAAUUCCAGAAUCAUCUAAUAAAUACAGUUCAAAAAGCUGUCAAAAUUUUAGCAAUGAUUCAUACAAACAUGUAAAAGGGAGACCUCCAAGUCCCAGACAAAAUGAUAGAAAAGAAGAUGAUUUAAGAAAGGAAUCGCCCUCUCCUCAUACCUGGAAAGACAAAACUCCUACAACCACAGACCCAAAGGCAUCACCGAAGACCAUACCUGCAGAGGAAACAAUCAUGGUCAGUUUGGCUUUGAAGAACCCAGCGGAUAAGUAUAGAGAUGGCGUAAGCCCCACUGACAGACAGAUGUCUCAGGAUUUAGUAGCCACUGGUAGAAAAGAGCCCUUUCACACAGUGUUUAAGCACCUCGGGAGCUCCAAUGACAUUACACCCAGUGGACCGAAAACUGAAUUUACUAAGGAAAUUAUAACAAUCAUUCAUGAAGUAAAAGCAAACCAUUUUAAGUCCACUGACUUAACACUUCAUGAGCGCUUCUCCAAUUUGAAGGGCACUGACAGUAUUCAAGAUUCAUCCUUAAAUAUUACUGUACCACAGACCAAUCCAGCGAUACAUAGGAGAAUUGAUAUCUCACUCGAAGACCUUCAGAGCAAAUCUCUUAACAAAAGAAUAGAAGCUCCUCCGGUAAGCCACAGAGUGAUUGAAGACCCAAAUGAUUUACGACAUGAUAUAGAGCGGAGGAGGAAAAAGAGACUGCAGAGUGAAGAAGAUGGUGGAACGGAUGUCAACUUUAGAGAGAGAACACAAAAGCAUCAAGCUGGAGAUUUUCAGAAUUCUUCAAAGUUGAGCAGACCUUCUUUCCAAAAACAAACAGGCCGACAGCCGGCUUCCUACUUCAGAGGAAACCCCAAUCACUACAAUUCACAAAACUUUGAAAAUACAGAUGGAAUCAGAAGGCCCUAUAAGGGGCACUGAAACUGCCGUGAGAAAAGUGAUCCAUACCCUGUCUGUUCUAGAUUGGUGGCUGUGCCAGGCCAGCUUGUGUAGCAUAAUGAUGGAAGUACCCCUGAUAAAAACAAAGAAUUUUAUUUUUUAGUAGUAGAAUGCUGCACAACAUUUUUUACCGUUUUCACAGAUGUUUUUUCUAUGACCGUAUUCAGCGGGACGAUUGGCCGUGGAGAGAGAGCCGUCGCAAAGGGGGUCUUAUUUAUUACAUGCAGUUUUCUUAAAGCAUGCUUUUCCAGAUGCUUUUGUUGCAUUUGUUAUCUCUCAAACUUUAUAUGUUAAAUAGGUUUGUGCAUUAAUGUAAUAAAAGUGCCUGAAUUGUUAA
This is a messenger RNA of Xenopus laevis (African clawed frog), 2856 nucleotides long. RefSeq names its product BCLAF1 and THRAP3 family member 3 L homeolog (gene bclaf3.L). Gene Ontology annotation, biological process: positive regulation of transcription by RNA polymerase II. Gene Ontology annotation, molecular function: DNA binding; transcription coregulator activity. The coding region runs from base 462 to 2501 and encodes 679 amino acids. NCBI's taxonomy places the organism in Eukaryota, Metazoa, Chordata, Amphibia, Anura, Pipidae. Gene Ontology annotation, cellular component: mediator complex; nucleus. The transcript has 12 exons. The record is from RefSeq and is a predicted model, not a curated record.